AGUGGGCGGGCCCGGGCGGCUCCUCCCGGCGGCGGCGGCGAAGAUGGCAGAUUUUUUGAAGGGGUUACCAGUCUACAACAAAAGCAACUUCAGCAGAUUCCAUGCGGAUUCCGUGUGUAAAGCAUCCAACAGACGCCCAUCAGUUUAUCUGCCCACGAGAGAGUUUCCCUCCGAACAAAUCAUAGUAACAGAAAAGACAAAUAUCCUCUUGCGUUAUUUACACCAGCAGUGGGACAAAAAGAAUGCGGCGAAGAAGCGAGACCAGGAGCAGGUGGAGAUCGAGGGGGAGAACUCGGCGCCUCCGCGGAAGAUCGCGCGGACGGACAGCCAGGACAUGAACGAGGACACUUAAACCCUGUGCUCUCCCUCCGCUCCUUCGGCGCUUCCCGCUCUGUCUCCAAGAUCCUCCCGUGCCGCUCCCAGCCCCUGGCCGGCCGCGCGUCCCAGCAGCAGCCGACGGGAUGGAGGUGGGGUUGGCACCGCUGGAUCUGCUCCGGGAGCACCUCGGCACCUCCAUCUGCUUCUCCGCCUCAUCCCUUGGCUCUGGAUGGCGGCACAGCGGCUUUUCCUGCGCGUCUGGAAUGGGAUGCAGGGCUUGGAGCGGAUCAAAACGUGAGCUUCCAUGGUCUGUGCUGACGACCAAUCCCUUUGGACUGUGACAGUUCAGUGCCUGUUGCCUGUAACCCUUCCCUGGCCCCCAUAGGAGCCGAAACGGAGACCUGUCGGUCAUCCAGGUGGAUCCAGAGGUCCAGGACUCGUGGAAAGGAGCAUCGUCACCGGGAGGGGACAGGAAAGGAGUAGCUUAGUCAUGAUGUCUUGUCUGCUUUGCCCUGAGGAGCUGAUUUCCCACUGUGGUAGCUGAAAUUGUGGCGUUCUUAGCUGUGUUUUCCCUCGUCGACAAAACCCCCCCACACCGAGGAGCCACGCGGGUGUUUUCCCAGGGAUCCUGGAGAGCCUCGCUCCGAGGGGCUGCGCUGGGCUCCGGCUUUGAGGGUUUCUGCUGGCCCUGUCCCCCCUCCCCACAACACCCCUGGCCCCCCCAGGGGUGCCCCCCAUCCACUCUGGGGGCAGAGGGGCGCUGCCCCGGCAGCGUGGUGGAAGCAGAACCUUAGGAAGAGCAGGACACGGCUCCCUCCCGCUGGAAUUCUGAACGUCCCUUUAGGCACCGAGUCUGUGAAUGAAUUUAACACCGAGUAGCUUAGACCUUUGCACCUGAGGAACACGUCCCCUUCGUGCUGUGGAGCAGAACACGUCCCCUUCCUGCUCCUGGAGGGGGCAGAUCCCGGGGGUGAUUCCCGGCAUCUCUGUGGGGUUGGGGGCUCGGGACGAGCGUUCCUGCCGGAGCCUCCCGCCCUCCAGCCGUGCUGCCAGACACGGAUCCGCCAGCCAGGAGCCCUGGGAGCAGCUCCCAGGCCCGAGGGAGGGCAGGAAGGUGCCCUGGUGGUGCAGUGCGAGCAGGGCCGGGGCUGUUCCGCGCUGUAUCCCCGCGCCCGCCCGCCUACCAUUAAAGAGCUGGCAGUUCCCUCCUGCUGUGAACCCCCUUCUGUUCCCUCUGUGUCCUUGAGAAGCGGCCUGGGAGCCCCGGAAAUGUCUGCAGGGGGUUUUAGCAGGUGAAAAAGUUGCCUUUUCCAAAGUGGUCUGGGAGUGGUGGGGAAAUGGGGGCCAAAUGAUCCGAGGGCCACGGUGGUUUGGGGUGUUGGUGCAUGAGCAGGAGGGAUUCGGGAUCCCUGCAGCCUGUCCUCCUCCCAGCCAUGGAUUUGGGAUCCCCCUGGUCUGUCCUCAACCCAUCCAUGCAUUUGUGGUUCUCCUCCCAGCCAUGGAUUUGGGAUCCCUGCAGUCUGUCCUCUUCCCCAUCCAUGAAUUUGAGAUCCCUGCAGCCUCUCCUCACCCCAUCCAUGAAUUUGUGGUUCUCAUCCCAUCCAUGUCCUCAUCCCAGCCAUGGAUUUGUGAUUCCCAGUCUGUCCUCCUCCCAUCCACGAUUUGGGAUCCCUGCAGCCUGUCCUCAUCCAUCCUCUCUGCAGCCAGAACUCGCUUCCUUCCACCUCCUCCUCCAACUCAUUCCAGGUUUUUCCCGGCCCCAGAGCACUGCCCUCGCCCCCCCUGCACUUUGAUCCUGUAUCCCCAGGGUGAGUGUCUGGGCUUGGGAUGUUCCACGGAAGAUCUUUGCCUAACUGUGACUUCCUGGUGCCUUAGUGCAUUGAAACAACAAAAAAACCCCUUGAAACCACCAAAACCUGGGAUUUUGCCCACCUUGUUUGUACAAAUUCCCGGCUCCUCCGACUUCUCCUCCUGUUCCCGGGAUCUCGUGACCCUCCGGGGAUUUUCUAUGUCUGCACAGUGGGAUUUUUAUUGUUUCUGUUACCGAUUGUUUACUAAAAUCUGGCUUUUUUAAUGAAAACUCGAGCUACUUGUCCGAGAUGGGAA
Myiozetetes cayanensis is the source of this 2424-nucleotide messenger RNA. RefSeq names its product DET1 and DDB1 associated 1 (gene DDA1). Bases 44 to 352 code for a protein of 102 amino acids. Gene Ontology annotation, biological process: positive regulation of proteasomal ubiquitin-dependent protein catabolic process. Gene Ontology annotation, cellular component: Cul4-RING E3 ubiquitin ligase complex. The record is from RefSeq and is a predicted model, not a curated record. The transcript has 6 exons. NCBI's taxonomy places the organism in Eukaryota, Metazoa, Chordata, Aves, Passeriformes, Tyrannidae.